GACCCCAACGCCCCCAAGCGUGGUCUUUCCGCCUACAUGUUCUUCGCCAACGAGACCCGCGAGAAGGUUCGCGAGGACAACCCCGGCAUCAAGUUCGGUGAUGUUGGCAAGAUCCUCGGUGAGAAGUGGAAGGCCCUCAACGAGAAGCAGAAGGCACCCUUCGAGGCCAAGGCUGCUGCCGACAAGAAGCGUUACGAGGAGGAGAAGGCUGCCUACACCGCCGUAAGUUCCUCUUGA
Aureobasidium namibiae CBS 147.97 is the source of this 237-nucleotide messenger RNA. RefSeq names its product high mobility group box. Lineage: Eukaryota; Fungi; Ascomycota; Dothideomycetes; Dothideales; Saccotheciaceae. The annotation marks the transcript as partial. The record is from RefSeq and is a predicted model, not a curated record. The transcript is spliced from 2 exons.